Messenger RNA from Daphnia carinata, 614 nucleotides. It is a transcript of the gene mRpS6, whose product is annotated as small ribosomal subunit protein bS6m-like. The record is from RefSeq and is a predicted model, not a curated record. Gene Ontology annotation, biological process: translation. Gene Ontology annotation, molecular function: small ribosomal subunit rRNA binding; structural constituent of ribosome. The transcript has a single exon. Lineage: Eukaryota; Metazoa; Arthropoda; Branchiopoda; Diplostraca; Daphniidae. Gene Ontology annotation, cellular component: ribosome; mitochondrial small ribosomal subunit. The coding region runs from base 97 to 543 and encodes 148 amino acids.
GCGGGCACUACGUGCUUGUGGCCUGUUGUUAGUAGUAAGCACGUUAAAUAGUUUAUUCGUUUCAGUUUAACGUUUGUCGGUGUCCUUUUAAAUAUCAUGCCUUUCUACGAGUUAUCGUUGACCUUACGGACACUUUCCAGGCCAGAGUUGAUUGCUUCACUGCGACGUUCUGCUGAAACGAUAUUGCAGCAAGGCGGAGUUCUUCGACAAUUCGUUUCCUUAGGAACUAACCCCCUGCCCUUUAAAAUGAAAGCACACAAUAUAUGGCAUAGAGAAGGAACAUAUUUUGUCAUGAAAUUUGAUGCUCCAAGUUCUGCCAUUGAAAACCUCAAUGAUGAGUUCAAGAGAGACAUUGAUCUCAUAAGAUCACAUGUAGUGAGAUGUGAGGAACCAGUCCAGCAUGAAUGCACCUUGGAAGAAGAGAUGAAACCACCAGCUUACCGUAAAGAUGUUCAGCAACUCAUAGAAGAAGGCCAAAAAGUUGUCAGACACAAGUUUAAACAGAACACACCUGGAUUUGAUUUUUAUCCAUUUCAAAAAUAGUCUGUUCAGAGUCAUAUGUAGCACCAUCAACUACCGUCAUGAAAUAAAUGAGAAAAAUUAGUUACUUCUAA